UGGGAAGUUGUCGUGGUGUCACCUGUUCUGUUCUGUGCAACGAUAAUCACGCUGCAAGGAGAACAGGAGACUGAAGGCACCUCAUCGCACCGACCUCCUUCCUAAGAUAACCUACAGUUUGUCUUGUCAAUUGACAAUUGACAUUUAAACCGAUCACUCGUAUUUGUGGUAAUUUUUGUUCGUACAAAAUCGGACAGUGAAACUAUGCGGAUAAGUUCCGAAAGUAGAUAGUAUUUGUAUUAAAAGUUUGUUCUUUUUUAUUGGUGUGAUGGCGUUGUGGAAGUCUAUUAGUUUGUGGACAGUGUGUGUGGUUUUAUGCCUGCUGGGCAAGAUCUCGGGACUGGACAAUGGGCUCGCGUUGACGCCGCCAAUGGGUUGGCUCGCGUGGGAGCGUUUUAGAUGCAACACCGACUGCAAGAAUGAUCCUGAUAAUUGUAUCAGUGAUCGUCUGUUCCGGACGAUGACGGAUAUACUGGUGUCGGAAGGCUAUGCGGCCGUUGGCUACGAGUACAUCAACGUGGACGACUGCUGGCCGGAACGGGAACGUGACGCUCGGGGCCGACUCGUGCCCGACCGGGAACGGUUUCCGUACGGCAUGAAGAGCUUAGCUGAUUAUGUACAUAGCAAGGGUUUGAAAUUUGGAAUCUACGAGGACUACGGAAACUUCACAUGCGCCGGAUACCCUGGUGUGGUCGGCCAUCUUGCUGGAGAUGCGGCCACCUUCGCAGCCUGGGGUGUCGACUAUGUGAAGUUGGAUGGAUGCUAUGCCUUACCCGCUGACAUGGAUUACGGUUACCCUGAGUUUGGAAAGGAGCUCAACUUAACUGGACGCCAAAUGGUCUACUCUUGCAGUUGGCCAGUCUAUCAGAUCUAUGCUGGUAUUCAGCCCAAUUUCUCGUCGAUCAUCGAACAUUGUAACCUGUGGCGUAACUUCGAUGACAUACAAGACUCGUGGGCGUCCGUCGAGUCUAUCAUAGACUACUACGGAAACCAUCAGGACGUGAUCGUGCCCAACGCUGGACCUGGACACUGGAACGACCCUGACAUGCUGAUUAUUGGCAACUUCGGUCUUUCGUACGAGCAGAGUAAGACACAGUUCGCGAUCUGGGCUAUAUUGGCAGCUCCAUUAUUAAUGAGUGUGGAUCUUAGGACCAUUCGACCUGAGUACAAGGCAAUCCUUCAAAACAGGAAGAUUAUUGAAGUCGACCAAGAUCCUCUUGGCAUUCAAGGCAGAAGGAUAUACAAGCAUCGGGGCAUUGAAAUCUGGUCGCGUCCUAUCCUACCAAUCCAGAGCCAGUACUACUCGUAUGCAGUGGCGUUUGUCAACCGACGUACGGACGGCACACCCUCAGACGUUGCGGUCACGCUGCGAGAACUCGGCCUAAACAACCCUGCUGGAUACAGGGUUGAGGAUUUGUAUGAAGACGUCGACUACGGCGUUCUCUCGCCGCAGACCAAGAUCAAAGUGAAAGUGAACCCCUCAGGUGUCGUGAUUCUCCGAGCAGACGCACAGCCAUCGUUUGCGUUCAACUCAAUACCGACGCGGACGCCGUACACGCCGCUCAACGACGUAUUCAGACUCAGCCAGAAAUAGCGCCAUCUAUCGACAGCGCGACGGAACUUAAAGUCAGACUCGAUACGAUCUACAAGUACAAUAAAUAAAUGAUUCUGUCUAUCCUCUGUAACCCUUAAUCGUUUACUCGCUGCGAAUUUUGGAUAUUUUUUCAGUAUCCUCGCUUCACUUGUUUUAGGUAAGUAUAGUAAUAGAUAGUAUAUUCUGAUAAUAUUGUUGAGUGAUUGUGUAUAGUAUCUGACAUUGUUUCGUUACAUGUACGAAUAUUUGUUUUCGAACCAAGUGAUUCGUAAGUUUCUUGGCUGUUUAUGCCAAGUGUCGCAAAAUUGUAAAAGUGAAGCGAGUACAUUAGAAUUUGUAGCGUGUAAACAAUUAUCGUAUGUCCAUUUACUUUGGUGUGAAAGAUAGUUACCAGCCGGUAUGUCUCUGUCUUGCCUUAGGUUACAUUUUAUUUAUGUUUCAUUCUCGUUUGUGUGAUCAUUGAGAUGUUAUUGUGUAACAAAAACACGUGGAGAAUUGAUUAUUUGCCAUUAUGUUGUACCUAGGAUAAGGAUGUACAUUUUAGGUGCCUGUAAAUGUAAGUUUUUCGUAGUGAACGUC
Molecule: messenger RNA, 2173 nt
Organism: Spodoptera exigua (beet armyworm)
Lineage: Eukaryota; Metazoa; Arthropoda; Insecta; Lepidoptera; Noctuidae
Source: the annotation of a GenBank genome assembly